Molecule: messenger RNA, 1983 nt
Organism: Corticium candelabrum
Lineage: Eukaryota; Metazoa; Porifera; Homoscleromorpha; Homosclerophorida; Plakinidae
Product: centrosomal protein POC5-like
Exons: 9
Coding region: 13-1602 (529 amino acids)
Cellular component (GO): centrosome
Source: RefSeq, a predicted model, not a curated record
UUUCAAACAGCGAUGUCGUCCGUCGAGGUAACGUCUUCUCCUGAAGAGGAAUCACAUUCUCCUGGAUCGUCAGUGUCUAGUCGUUUACAAGAGCAAUAUGACGAGCUGUUACGCUACGCUGUCGUUACGCCGCAAUUCGAUCCGCGCUCGUUUCCACCUCACACAGACAAGAUGAGACGUUCACCUCUAGAGCAAGUCGACGUGAUGGCGAAGGAGACGGAUGUAUUGGCGGAGAAACGUUCGGAAGAGUCAAUGAAGUCGUUGGACGUAAACGAUGAAUCAUCACAUGCAGAUAACAGUUCCAACGAAGACUCAGGCUCUCACAUAGCUCUCCCACGUCCAGAACACGAACAACAUGAAAGACGACAGGAAGUCACAUUUCCAUUAUCAGGAACACCCCAUAGUGGCACUCAACUCAGAGUUCCUCCAUUAGUUGUUGAUGACAGCCCACCAGGCUCGAUUACAGAUGACAAUGAAGACGAAAGGAAACGGGCGGAUGAUCCGGACAUGAUGAGGCUUGAACUUCAGUUGGAUUCGUGGACACUUGACUUGAAGCGGAACAUUCUGGCAGAGUUUGGGCAAACUAGAAUUAAAUUACUGGAAAGGCAUCGACAAGACAUUGAGAAUGAACAGGAAAGACAUGCUGCAGAGUUGGAUCGCGUCCAUAAUGAGCUUGAAGGCUGCAAGGAACUUCUGGUGACGUAUGAGCAAUCGAUAGCGAGGAAGGAUCACAUUAUUACGAAUUUGUCGAGAGCAUUACAGAAACAGAAAGACAAGCUUGAGCUUCAGAAGAAUUUUGCUGCCUGGAAGCUUCGUCAUUGUGACGAGCAGCGUGAAGAGUUUGCAACUAAACUGGCAAGGAAGCACUACGAUCGUCAUAUAGCUGAGAGAGUGUGGAGCGCAUGGCAUGGGAUACUGGAGACGAAGUGGAAGCAACGGGUGGAGAGAGCUUGUCAGACAAGAGCUGAAGAAGUAUGUCACAGACUAAGCUCAGAAUACGAAGAAAAACUCUCAGAGCUAAACCAAUGUCUCCAAGUCUCACAAGCAGAAGUUGCUCAUCUUCAGGCUGAACGGCAAGGCUACGAAGAGACGAUGAAGCGAGCGUUCAUGCGUGGCGUCUGUGCCCUCAAUCUCGAGGCAAUGACGAUGUUUAGAGAAGGAACAGGCAGUGGCGACGUUGAAGAAGGAGAGGAACACGAGAAACACGUGGGAGUGCAGCCUGGUUGGUUGCCACAGAAUCCGGUGUCUGUCUCUUUGGAAACAGCCCAACAGCGACCUUUUGUUGAGACGACUGCGCAACAGGUGGAAUCAUCGGUUGAGUCCGAUGCUCCUCCAUAUCAAUCUCGUCACGUUGUGGCACCCAGUGCCUCCACUUCUCACAGACGCCAGUCGCCAUCGGCACGUGCGACCAUCCUGUCGAGGCCCAACCAACAGAAAGGCGGCAACGUGCUCGUCGAACGACACACAGAACGAGAAACACAGAGCAGACAAGGAGUGCAAACAGGGCGCGUGCCUCCCGCGAGAAUCGGGGCAACAAAGCCAAAGGCAGUGACCACAUCCGGGACACACCAACGACGACCAGCAGUCAAAGUAGUGCAAUAAAUUUCGAAUGUACGUAUGUGCAUACUGGGAUGGUGUGGUAUGACACUAUCCCGGAUGUACAUGAUCUACGUAUGUACUGUCCCGGAUGUAAACGAUUUACGUAUGUAAAAUAUAUGCGAUUUAUGUAUGAGUAUACAGAUGACCUACUGGUUGUCACUUGUGGACAAGAACUUUGUGGCUUGAACUCGGUAGCCGCGUCUUCCUUUGCAUGCAUUACAAUUACAGCCAACGAUUUGGUGUGUGUCUGUCUGCCCAGUCUUGCAUGCCAUGCGUACGCAGGGCGGACAGUCUAAAGGUGCAGCCACGCCUUCCAUUGUCUGCGUCUCUUUCUGUGUUUGUUUGUCUCUGUCUGCCAGUCUGUUUGUGUAGCAUGGGUCUGUU